UUUGUGGGAAGAGUGGUUGGAGGAAGUGGAUGGCGGUGCAUGGGCAGUAGCUGCGGUGUCUGGAAGGGGAGGUAGAGCUGUUUUUGCUGCUUCUCCGUUUGGAGCGAAGGCCUGAAGCCAUUACUAGCAGCUGAACACAGCGGAGUUUGACUAUUUGGUGGCGAAAUCAGGAAACACUGCACUCACAUGGUCACGGAAAUCUACAACUCUCCCCCCAAAAGGCUAUAGUUCCUGGGUCAAUGAAACUUUCAAGAUUGAGGCUGGUAGAUUUUUUUCCUUGGAUGCUGUUAGACCUGCUGAGCUUUUCCAGCAUUUCCUGUAUUUGGUCCAAAAACCUGGGUGAUUUUGGAAAGAGUUAAGCAAUGUCUUCCUACACCUGCAUCACAUGUCGGGUGGCCUUUGCUGAUGCUGAGAUUCAGAGAUCACACUACAAAACAGACUGGCACAGGUAUAACCUGAAGCGUAAAGUAGCCGACAUGCCUCCAGUCACAGCUGAGAACUUUCAGGAACGUGUACUGGCCCAGAGAGCAGCUGUAGAAGAGCAGAACAAGGGGACUGCUACAGAUUGCACAUCUUGUGGCAAAAGAUUUGCCACAUUCAAUGCCUACGACAACCAUUUGAAAUCCAAGAAACACCAGGACACAGAAAAGAAGGCCACCGGCAUUGCAAGUAAAGAGUUGGAAAAGCUCAAUGCGAAAAACGUGGAGAAGGGAUUAAAUAAGGAGAGAAUGGACAAAGAUGCGUUGAAUACAGCCAUUCAACAGGCUGUAAAGGCCCAACUGUCGCCCUCGACGAGGAAAAGGACUGUUGUCCCGGCAACUGGAAGCACUCAGUCACAAGUCAGAGUUAGCAGCCAACAACUGCAACAGUGCAAGAAAAAGCCUGAUAAGCCUCCUCGGUUACUCUGGUUAGAACAACAAGCCAUAAAAUUGGAGCAGCAUGAGUACUCGGAUGAGGAGGAAAUAGUGGUGGAAGAUGAAGAUGAUGGUGAAUGGGAGGAUAUGGAUUCGGUCAGUGACAUGGAGGAUGAUUUGAAGGGUGAGGAGAGCCGAGCUGAUAAAGACCUGAGUGAGGACUCUCUGGCUGACACCAUUCCAAUCACCGACUGCUUAUUCUGUUCACACCACUCUCGUUCUCUGGUGAAAAAUAUGGAUCAUAUGACAAAGUCCCAUAGUUUUUUUAUCCCUGAUAUUGAAUAUUUAGUGGAUCUAAGGGGGCUGAUAAAGUACCUGGGAGAAAAGGUUGGUGUGGGAAACGUCUGCCUGUGGUGCAAUGAGAAAGGGCGGUCUUUUUACUCGACAGAGGCUGUCCAGGCUCAUAUGGUUGACAGCAGCCAUUGUAAACUCUUCACAGAUGGAGAUGCUGCUAUCGAGUUUGCAGACUUCUAUGACUUUAGGGAUAGUUAUCCUGAUCAUAAAGAAGGAGAUUAUGCUGAAAUGAAAACUGCAGAAGUACCAACCAAGAAUCUGGAAUAUGAUGAGGAAACAAUGGAGCUUGUACUUCCUUCUGGUGCCAAAAUUGGUCAUCGAUCAUUACUGAGGUACUAUAAACAACAUUUUGGUACGUCUAGAGCGGUGGCUGCCACUGGGACCCGUGUAUUAGGUAGAGUGAUGCAGCAGUACAAGGCGUUAGGCUGGACAAGUGAGCUUGCAAAAGCAGCAUCACAGAGAAGAGAACGUGACAUGCAGUAUGUACAAAGAAUGAAAUCCAAGUGGAUGUUAAAGACAGCAUUGUCCAACAAUGCUACGAAGCAGAUGCAUUUCAGACCUCAAGUCCUGUUUUAGAAAUUCGGACUCUAAGCAGACAGAGUGCACACAUCAACUAGUUAUUAUAGGGGAUAAUUGUAAUGCCUGCAACUGGAGACAUUUUGCUGCCUUUUCUGUUUGCAUUUUGGGUUUUCAUGUGUUUUUAAUACAUCUGACAUGCCUUUUGCAGGUUUAUGUUAGUGUUGAAGAUUAGAAAACAUUAUUGAAACAUUUGUUUAUUACACUGUGCUGCUUAAAAUUAACAAUCAAAUUUCAUUUUGAUAGAUAUAUUUUGAAUUCUGUGCAGCUGCAUAAUUUUGGCUGUGUAAAAUCUAAAACGUCCACAUAGCAAUAACCAUGUAAGGUAUUCAACCAUAUGAAGUUGCUGCUUUGUUAAAAAUGUACCUUGUUGUAUUUUGUCAUGAAUGAAGAAAUGGUAAUGUGUUAUCUUUCCUUUUCCCACAUAUCACUGAUUGUGUUACCCCACUAGUAUGCUAUCAGAAUGAUCUUAUACAGAAGGCUAGAGUGAGAAAGCAGCAGAGGUUCUGUGCAGUACUAGAGAGAAAUUACUCAGUUGUCGAAGCGAAUUAAUUUUAUUUCCUCUCCAAGUCAAUGGUUUCCACUGAUGUAGAGUUAAAGUGCCAUCUUGGCACCUUGCUUUGUGUUGUCAUUCUUGCCAAUGAUGAGGGUGAAAUGUUGAUGGCCAGUGGCCACACCACUGCCAAGUCCCAGCCAGUCAAUAAAAGGGUAUGAAUGGUUUAUGGCAGGGAUCAUUAUAGAGAUUGGGAUUGCUGUCUUCGCUCUCUUCUACCUGUUCCAAUUGGGAAAGAGUCUUGCCUCCCUCAGUUCAUCUCCACAGCAAUGCAGUUUAGUUUUAGAACUCAGGAGUUGGGGAUUUAACAUGUGGGCCUCUGCUGUUUUGAAAUCUUGUUGGUGUUGCAAACCCUCAGAAGGAAUGUAUGUUCUGAGACCUGAAGAGUUUGAAUACAGGUGAAUGUUGAGAAUUUUGAGGGCAAAAAACCAAAAUUCAUGAUUUUUUCUAAAUUUAACAGUUUGUAUUAGUUUAAUCAAACACUGUUGAAAUGAAUCCAAAUUGCAUAUUUUUAAUUUUUGAAUUUAAAUUAAAAAGAAAUAGAAGUAUGGAUUGGAGCAAGACACUUGGUGCAUGGCACAAAUGGUUAUUAAUUCUUUCCCUCCCUUUAUUAAAAAAAGUUACUUUUAGUUUUCCCCAUUACAAUCAAAGAAUGUUUUUCCCAUUAAAAAAAGAUGUGAAUUA
Messenger RNA from Carcharodon carcharias (great white shark), 3021 nucleotides. RefSeq names its product zinc finger protein 622 (gene znf622). The transcript has 9 exons. Gene Ontology annotation, molecular function: zinc ion binding; nucleic acid binding. Gene Ontology annotation, cellular component: preribosome, large subunit precursor. The record is from RefSeq and is a predicted model, not a curated record. Gene Ontology annotation, biological process: ribosomal large subunit biogenesis. NCBI's taxonomy places the organism in Eukaryota, Metazoa, Chordata, Chondrichthyes, Lamniformes, Lamnidae. Bases 363 to 1784 code for a protein of 473 amino acids.